This is a messenger RNA of Tigriopus californicus, 2559 nucleotides long. Its product is annotated as polypeptide N-acetylgalactosaminyltransferase 5-like. The coding region runs from base 340 to 2262 and encodes 640 amino acids. The transcript is spliced from 6 exons. The record is from RefSeq and is a predicted model, not a curated record. NCBI's taxonomy places the organism in Eukaryota, Metazoa, Arthropoda, Copepoda, Harpacticoida, Harpacticidae. Gene Ontology annotation, cellular component: Golgi apparatus.
AGCUCUCUCUCUCUUCACUUAAGUCUCUCCUCUUUCGUUCGUUCAGGAUUGCUCGGCUAGCUUUUCUCUGCUUUGGUUUUGUGCUUUGGGUUAUCUUGAUCGGAUUGCCAUGUGGACAGCUGUUGAGUCGAGUUGAGCCAGCAUGCUAGCACGAGCGGCAACUGUAUAGGGGUGUGUAAUACACAUUAAUGUCCGGACCUAGGGACGCAUGGAUGGAAGGCUGAAUGAAAGGCUCUCUCUCAAUCAAAGACGGUUUGCACUCAAAUGAUAGCACAAGUGUUGGCCAAGUCAAAACAGCUUUGAUCCUGGCUCCAACAUCUAUUGCUCUUGCAUUCGAAAAUGGGAGCCCAGAAGAAAGCGCACAAACGGCUGGACAAGAAGCGGUCGCCGGGAUGGGCGGGAUGGCCUAUCGAGCCGAAAUACCUCAUCCUAGCUGGUGUGGCCGUGGCCGUAUCGGCGGCGGUUUGGGGCGUCAUCAGUCUGAACCAAAGUCCGACCAUUCCAGUGCCUCAAGAUAGUAACCAUUAUGCCUUUGAAUCGUAUGCCUCGUCGGUGGCGGACCCGGUUCAAGCCAGCGAUCACAUGGCCGAACACAUUCGGAAUGCCAUUCAAGCCUAUACCGAACCCGAAUUGCACCCGGUCAAGAGUAUUCGAGGCUUACCCGCCGAUCUGAAGGACUGGCCUCCGGGUGAACGGGGAUUGGGCAUCACUUUGGAUGAGACCAAGAUGAGUGCGGCCGAAAUUGAGAAACGCGAGAGCAUGUACAAGCAACACGCCUUUCAGGAGUAUGUGAGCGACCUGAUCUCGCCCAAUCGAUCGCUGCCGGAUUGGCGAGGCGAUUGGUGUCGGAAGACUUAUUCCGAGGAUCGACCCGAUUUGGACUCCACGUCGGUCGUGGUUUGUUUUCACAAUGAGGCUUGGUCCACUCUGGUCCGCACAGUUCAUUCCGUGGUGAACCGGAGUCCGGAUCAUUUAUUGGAAGAGAUUUUGCUCAUAGACGACGCCUCAACCAUGGACCAUCUGGGUCAGAAGCUGGACGAUUACAUGGAGAAAUUUGCCAAGGUCCGGAUUGUCCGGAAACCCGAGCGACAAGGUUUGAUCCGAUGUCGCAUGCUGGGAGCCACCUUGGCCAAGGCCAAAACCAUGACCUUUUUGGAUUCUCACAUUGAGGCGGGCAUCGGCUGGUUGGAGCCUUUAAUGUACCGCCUAAAGGACGAGCCCAACCUCAUAGUUAGUCCGGUCAUUGACGCCAUCAAUGAUACCACAUUUUGGUACACCUUUAUUCAUCGGGAUCUCAAAGGGCUGAUGAAUUGGAAAAUGGACUUUGAAUGGCACGAAGUUCCGGCUGAAGAGCGGAAGCACAAAGUGAACCCGUGGGCGCCUCACCCCAACCCAAUCAUGUCCGGCGGACUCUUCUCCAUCAAUAAAGAGUUCUUCGAAAGAAUAGGCUACUACGAUACCGGCAUGGAGAUUUGGGGAGGCGAGAAUUUUGAGGUCAGUUUCAAAGCUUGGAUGUGUGGAGGAAGGAUAGAAAUCGCCCCUUGUUCCCGGGUGGGUCACGUUUUUCGGACUUGGUCGCCUUACAAAGUCGACACGAAAAAGGUUUACGGCAAUAAUAUCCGUGUGGCAGAGGUCUGGAUGGAUGAAUUCAAGUAUCUCUUCUAUGACAGAUUAGGAGGCAUUGAUAGGCCUUUGGAGACGCGAUUGAGUUCCCAUGGUGAUUAUGGGGAUGUGAGUGAGCGAAAGGCUCUCCGAGCCGCCCUUCAAUGCAAGUCGUUCCGCUGGUACAUGGACAAUGUGGCCAAAGGGCUACCCUUCCACGAAUUGAAAGGCGCGGGCGAGAUUCGGAACCCGGAGAUGAACUUCUGUUUGGACCAGAAUGACCACGUCCAAUUCAUCGGCUCUCCCGUAUUCACGAUCCCUUGUCACGGCGAGAGUGUGGGCAAUCAGUAUUGGUGGUUCAACGCCAAUAGUUACCUACUUCGAGAUUACACAUGCAUCGGGGUCGCUUCAGACGGAUUAUCCGUAGUUGUGUCAGAUUGUUCCAAGACUCGGCCUUGGAAUUAUAAUCGAAAACGGAAAUGGCUUCAGCAAGGCGGAAAAUGUUUGACUGUGGGCUCUGCCAACGGAAUCUACACCUCCCAAAUGCAUAAAUGUGACAAGGACAACCCUCUUCAGCAAUGGGUUUUCACGCGAUUCAACGAAAGGGGGCUCGCCUAUGAAGACUUGGGUGAUCACACUAAAGUUCAAUCUGACGAAUGAGGUCCCGUAAAAGGGAAUCAGAAACACAUUCCCGAGAGAUUGGCGGAUAAAUCUUCUCUCCCAUCUCUUGCAUUUCAAUCUACUUCUAUGAUGAUUAAGUUUCAAAAAGAAUCCGUUUUGCGACCGUACACCGCAAAAACUUAAUUGUGCCUUAUUAUCCCUUAUGUGAUUGACAUGUUAAGCGUUACAAAGUGUGUACUUAGUAAUUUUUUAAAGCACCUUUUGUUACUUAAAUAUCAAUGUUACUAACGACUUGUUUUGCAAUAUACACUCCUUCCGUCAUGAGAAUGGAUCAGC